Molecule: messenger RNA, 600 nt
Organism: Fusarium falciforme
Lineage: Eukaryota; Fungi; Ascomycota; Sordariomycetes; Hypocreales; Nectriaceae
Exons: 2
Coding region: 1-600 (199 amino acids)
Source: RefSeq, a predicted model, not a curated record
AUGGUCGACAAAUUCCUCCGACGGCGCGUCGAUAGUUUUCGUGCCGCACCUCCAGGGCCAAGCCAAUACGACGACAGGGAAGAGAGGUACAAAGCUCAAGAUUCCAUUGCAGUAGAGUACGUGACAUGUGUGAUUCUCGAUGCCCACGACAAGGACCCUGCAACGGAGCUGAAAGUCUCGUACAGCUCAUGGGACACAGUCUUCGAGCAGAUCGCCGACGCUAAGCGACGCCAUGAAGACAAGACGGACUAUAACUCCAAGGCGGAAGUCGCCAUCAAUCUAAUGUCGUCAUAUAUCAAUAUCAUACCAGAUGAGUACGGGCUUGGGGUCCUUAAGGGAGGCCUGGCACUCAUUUUCAAUGCCACAAAGACGCAUCGAGAAAACCGAGGAAGAAUCCUCGACACGUUCGAAACCCUCCCCGACGCCAUCGUCACCAUCAACACGGCUCAUGCUCUUUUGCAGCCAGAAUCUAAAGACAUAGAGCUUCAGGGAGAGUUCCUCAGUAUACUGGUCAAGGACAUCCCGGCCUUGGUCAAAAUACUGUUCGGAGAAGAGACCUGUCAGAAUGAGCCUAGUUUUUCACUUGACAUGUCCGGUUAA